AUGGUGGCCAUCCAGAACCGCGGAGAGAUCUCCCACCUUAACAGCAUCCUGCCCAGACAGGUCAACUAUUACUGGAUAGGAUCCGUAAGGUGGACGACGUGUGGACCUGGGUGGGGACCAAGAAGACCCUGACUAAAGAGGCAGAGAACUGGGCAGACGGAGAAACCCAACAACGGCGGGGAAUAACGAGGACUGUGUGGAGAUGUACAUCAAGAGACAGAAGGACGCGGGGAAGUGGAACGACGAGUCGUGCACGAAGAAGAAGACGGCUCUGUGCUACACAGCCUCGUGUCAGAGCCACUCAUGUACCAUGGAGAGUGUGUGGAGACCAUCAACAGCCACCGCUGCGAGUGCUUGGAGGGCUUCUACGGAGAGCAGUGUGAACACGGUAAGCAAGCCCAGGACGACGUAGUCCAAUAAUCUAAUAAAGGCAGUAUGAAACCUUACUGCAUUCUUCUAUCACAUUCAAAGUUCUCUUAAAUGUAACUCCUUGCCUGUUUUUUUUUGUCGGCAGCUGUCGAAUGUAAGAUGGAGGAGGUAACUGUCCCUGAUAAAGCCAGCGUCAGUUGGGUCUCCCCCCCAAAGGGAAUUUCUCCUUUAAACCCCGAGGGAGUUAUUUCCCGUGAGGAGGGGGACCGGCUGAGCAGCUCCGGGGGGUGA
Molecule: messenger RNA, 660 nt
Organism: Coregonus sp. 'balchen'
Lineage: Eukaryota; Metazoa; Chordata; Actinopteri; Salmoniformes; Salmonidae
Source: the annotation of a GenBank genome assembly